AUGGAGAAACGGAGAGCUGGAGGCAAUCGCGAUGGCUACUCCGCCACAAGCAUGCGAUGUCAUGACUUUCAGCCAACCGUGGGCGGCAAGGGUGUCCUUGACGCUGGCCUCAGCUUCGAGGCCACCUGGACGAUGGAAGCUGGACAUCCGGGCGAUUGCUAUUUCUACUUGAGUUAUGAUGAUCCCAGCAACGCGGUGAACUUCUUUAAGAUCGCAGCCAUACCCGGGUGCGGAGCACCGGAUGGCAUCAAUAUCCCCUCUAGCGUGACGAUGUCAGUGCUGCUGCCAGCUGAGCUCCCCGCUUGUGACCACUGCGUGCUGCGCUGGGAGUGGACCGCGCACCAGCAGGUGAGUGACAUCGAGUUCUACGUGCAAUGCGCAGAUGUGAUUAUCCGCAGCACUGCCGGCAAUCAUCUGCCCAGCCCAGUAGUGGCCAUCUCGGGCAUCGAGCACCUGCCGCAGGCUGCUGACGGCUACCGCAAGGCCAUGGAAGUGGCCGUUAAGCGCGGGUCAGGGUUUUGGUUUCCGGUCUCACCAACUCACCCACUCUCAUCCCAAUUGACUGGGAAAAGUCCGAUCGGUCUAUCGGCCCGUUUCCUGCGGUAUCACGUAUCACGGAAGUGGGCAACCCUGAAGGCCUACCAGGGCGAGGGUCCGGAGGAGCAGUAUUUGGUUGGACCGGCAGUGGCCACCUUUAGCCCUUGCUCUGCAGACACGCCAGGUUGCCUCGUCGCCAGUGGAUCCAGCACAACGUUUGGGUUCUCAGGCACGACCACCACGGUUGACCCCUCGGACACGGCUACGACGGUUGACCCCUCGGACACGGCUACGACGGUUGACCCCUCGGACACGGCUACGACGGUUGACCCCUCGGACACGGCUACGACGGUUGACCCCUCGGACACGGCUACGACGGUUGACCCCUCGGACACGGCUACGACGGUUAACACCUUGGACACCGCCACCACGGUUGGCACCGCUGAUGCAGGUAACUGCCCACACGCAGGCGAGCUGCCUUCCUUUGUGUCCGAGUGCUACUGCGGCUUCAUCUCCAGCCCUGCGGGCGAUGGCUGCGGCGCGGACGACGGCACGGCCUGCUGGUGUCACUGCUGCUGCAGCUUCUGGGGAGGUGGCUGCCGCUAUCAGCAGCCAGUGGUCCAGCAGGCCUCAGCAACACUUAGAGCUGGCCAGGCUGGGGUGUUUGGACUGCUGACGGGCCUGACGGGAGUGGAGCCCUCCACAUUUGCUAUCAUUUGCUGUCUCACUUCGACCCAGGCUGCCGCCAACUGCCGCCGCGCCUUGCUGAAACGUCUCAGAGACGGAGACUGGCGAGCGCAGGACGCUAGCGAAGGGUGUGAGGAGGAGAUCAUUGACGACGCCAGGGUUGAGGGCACCAUGAUCUACUUGCCUCCAGAGGUGGUGAACGGCGGUGCGCCUACUCUGGCCUCUGAUGCCUGGGCACUGGGGUGUUUGACCUAUCAACUGCUCACGGGGCGUCCGCCGGUGUGGGUCAGAGCCUUGGCCGGCCGAGUAAGGUUCCGGAUCCUUCCAACUGCCUUUCUCAAGGUGCGAGGGGAGCCACUGGAGGCAUUUCUGGGAGAUUUGACACCUGACAGGCCACUAGUUAAGCAUCGGGCGCUUGGCUGUGUCACUGACCAUAUGGCCAAUCUUGGCUCCAGCGGCUUCACCGAGAAGCUGAGUGCCGAUCACUUUCGGUCGGCGAGACGCGCGAGAUGCCCGCUGGAGCCGGCCUCCACGGGCCCAAUGGCGACCUGGAUGGAGCGAAGCUUCGAUCUGGCGAUUCCGGAGAAGAGCCUCUGCCUGGAUGUCCAAGACGAAGGCUCCGAGUUUCAGAAAUUGCUGGCCCGCCUCGAAAUGCAGUAUAUGCAGGAAGUGGUUUCCUGGAGCAAGGAGAUGAAUCUGCUUCGCAAAGAGAACCUGCGGCUGCGGGGCCGACAUUCGGGCAGCUUUUCGCCUGACCUUCUGGCAGAAGGCGAAGGUCCCACGUCAUUUUCCGAGCUGGCCAAAUGGAGGAGUUUGUCAGCCGCGCAGCUGGUCGGAAGCACUUCGAAGCAUCCAUUCCUGCAAUCCGAGCAGGAGGAUAGCCAACUAGAUGCGGCGGCCCUGUCCAGAGUGCUGGAGGAGUCCAAGUCAGAAUCGCCAGCAGAGUCCCAGUCUGGCCAGGCGCAGGCGUCUCCGGUGGUCGCUCAGGCCUCUGAGGCAGACCACAUUGAGAGUGCGGCCGAGAUCGCAGCUGCAAUACAUGCAUUGGAGGCUGACUUGAACCCGCCCAAGACAACUUUCACUUCCUUCCUGGAGGGGGACGCCUAUGAGUUAUUCAUUGGCCUGCUCAUCAUCGUGAACUCCUUAGUCAUGGCAGUGGAGUUUGAAUAUCAAGGAUACGUGAUGGGCCAUGACUUGGACUACCGCAGAAUGCAAGGGCCGCCAGAGGAGGUUUGGGCGUCGGCAAGCGACGUGUUCCGGUACAUCAAUCUGGUCUUCACCGUUAUUUUUGUCGUGGACGUCACGCUCCGAAUCUCUUUCUUGCGGAUGCGGUUUUGGAAGAACUCCUUCAACUGGUUGGACUUCGUGGUGGUGGUUUGCGCCGUCACUGAGAUUCUCUUUGAAGGGCUCCUUCCCUUGGACACGGUUUUCAUCCGGCUGCUGCGCUUGGGCAAGGUGGCCCGGGCCUUCCGCGUGGUGCGCCACACGGAGGGCAUGUCGUCCCUGCUCAUGAUGCUGAAGUGCGUGCGGGCCAGCUUCAACACGCUCUGCUGGUCUCUGAGUUUCAUCGUGGUGCUCCAGUGCAUCGCGGGCAUGGUCAUCAGCCAAGUUGUGUGGCCCUACAUGAAGGACGAGUCCAAUAACAUCGACGAGCGAAGGGCAGUGUUCAGGUACUAUGGCACUUUCACCUCAACCUUCCUGACAAUGUUCGAGGUGCUGCUUGCCAAUUGGGCCCCCCCGGCGCGGAUUCUUGUGGACAACGUCAGCGACCUUUUCGUCUAUGUCUUCGUAAUCUAUCGCUGCGUGGUGGGAUUUGCGAUUUUAAACGUGGUCAAUGCGGUCUUCAUCCAGCAAACAAUGAAGGUCGCGCAGGCCGACCAGGAGCUUAUUUUGAAACAGCGGUUGCGAGCCGAAUCUGCAUACGCAGCGAAGAUGCGUGAAUUCUUUGAGAAGUUGGACAGCAACCAUUCAGGAUUUCUGACCUGGAAGGAGUUCAGUGCAGUGCUCACGGAGCCAGAGCUGAGAUCUUGGAUGGCCACCCUGGAGCUGGAAACCUAUGACCUCGUGAACCUCUUCCACAUGAUCGACGAUGGCGACGGCCACAUCACGGUGGGGGAGUUCCUGGAGGGCGCUAUCCGGCUGCGGGGCACUGCCAAGAGUGUGGACUUGGCCCAGGUUUUGAACACUACACGCCGUUUGGACGCGAAGGUCGAGGCCCUUCUGAUGUCCAUCAAGGACCUCGCGGGAUCCUCCAGCAACGUUGAAGCCUUCAAGGAUGCGGCACUUGACAAAAUGUCCAACAAGACGGUGCAACGGCUCUCGCUGCACAAGAGGCCAGCAAUAAGGUCAGGCACUGGCAGCUACGGCGUUCAGUCGCUGAUGAACACUUUUUUCAGAUCCAACACCGCCAGGACAAAGACAAGUUUCGGUCCCGCUUUGGACCCGAACGAGCUUCCGCAGAUGAUUUGA
This is a messenger RNA of Effrenium voratum, 3693 nucleotides long. NCBI's taxonomy places the organism in Eukaryota, Dinophyceae, Suessiales, Symbiodiniaceae. The record is from the annotation of a GenBank genome assembly.